Messenger RNA from Nerophis lumbriciformis (worm pipefish), 624 nucleotides. Lineage: Eukaryota; Metazoa; Chordata; Actinopteri; Syngnathiformes; Syngnathidae. The record is from RefSeq and is a predicted model, not a curated record.
AUGGAGAUGCAGGAGAGCCCGAUGUUUUCAAACCCAGCAGAUCAUGAAGGGGAGGAGGAAGUAGUAAUGGCGUCGCAGGUACUCGAGAUCAUUUGUGGAUUUGCCCCAGAGUCUAAGCUAUGCAACUCGGAACCAGAGGAAAGAGACAUAUGGUCUGUCGAGGAAGGAGACGAUUCGGUGUUCUACAGUGACGAAGACCUAGCUGGGGAGCGCAGAGAGGCCAACGGAUCUCAUGAUUCAGCUUUUCACUGCUCUCUUAAAGGCAAGCAAGAAAGACCUCAGCUGAGUCAAACCUCAGAAGAAGAUCCACUAUCUGAGGAGAAGAAUGGACAGGCACCACCAUUUGAGACACCCGAUGAGGAGAGCGACCCAUCCCAGCCGAGCUCCGGCUCAGAGUCAGAUAAGGACGGCGCCGUAGGCCAUCUUGAUGUGUUACCAUUGGACCCCGUUCCUGGCUAUUCUACUCUACCUCUCCCAAAGAAGUCCUCCGACACCCUCGGAGAUCAGGAAUCCUUCAACCACCUUACCCCAACCAAGUACAGCUCCGUAUCCUACCGCAAGAUUCGGCGAGGGAACACACGCAAGAAGAUAGAGGAGUUUGAGUAUAUCAUGAUGAAUUUGUAA